AGCAAAUGGGAUUCCCCUGACUGAUAUAGGCAGGUCUCUGGACCGCGCCGCAGACCAGAAAACCGUUGUUUUGAGACCCUGUUUUUGUUAAUCACGGAUGAAACUAUCUUUGGAACGUGUGUAAACUUCAGCCUAAAAUAAAAAAUUCUGUUCGGAUAAAAUUUAAAACCGGUUUUUUUUAAUGUUCGGCAACUUUUUCAAAUGCGUUAAUUAUGCAGCAGGUUUGAGCAGGUUUGGAGCGUGUUAUAGCGUGAACCGUAUUUGAAACAUCGACCAGAAAAUUUUCAACAUUCAUCGUGCAGUAACGUGUUAGUAAAGAUGGUAGAAGCAUUGGUCCUAGUGUUUGUCAUAUUUUUUACUGCAGCUGGGCACUGCAUCGAUAAUUCUUGGAUGCUGCCAUACGAACGCACAUCGAUAAAUGAUUGCGAGGUACGAUUUGUUAGAAACGUUACGAGCACAAGAUUUCUGCAUGCGGGCUAUAAUGCUGCUGGAACAGUGUUGGGGGAAUUCGCACACAUUGCCGCCAUCGGAUGGACCCAGCAAGAUGGCACAGUCGAAUGGUUGUGCGGAGGAUCGUUGAUUGCGGAUAGUUUCAUUCUUACCGCAGCACACUGUGCCGCCGAUUGGAAGCUAACGGCGCCGGAUGUAGCACGCAUGGGCGAUAUCAAUAUCUACAGCGACCAGGACGAUGAAUAUGCGCAGCAGCUCACCAUCGUGCAGGUCAUUCGACAUCCAAAGCAUCGUUUCGGUGUACGCUACUACGACAUUGCCUUGAUGAAGCUGGAGACAAACGUAUGGAGAACUUCCUACGUUGCUCCGAUUUGUUUAUGGCUGCAGGAUGAAAUACCUUCAACUCGCUUACUAGCGGCCGGCUGGGGCCAAACAGAUACAUACGGCGAAACGUCUCAAAAUCUGCUGCAAGUUGAACUGUCCCUCGUAAACAACUCUGAAUGUGCCAAGCAUCAUCCGGCCGGUGGCAUUGCGUUACGCAGCGGAAUAGAGGAUCAUCAGAUCUGCGCAGUAGAUCCCGUGAUGGAUCUUUGUCCGGGUGAUUCUGGCGGACCGCUACUUGUGAAGCUUAAUUCCUUUUUUGGCGUUUAUGCACCGUUCCUCGUGGGUGUAACAUCGUUCGGUAAAGCGUGCGGACUAGCCAUACCCGGCGUUUUCGUGAAGGUUUCCAAGUUUAGAAAAUGGAUAUUUCAGCAGCUUGAGCUCAACGGGGAAAGGAUAUCACCACAGCUGUCUGAUCCGGUAGUGUGUGCCUCGCAUUACGCUGAACGUUCUGGGAAGAAAUCGUAUGGAAAUACCCAACCACUAUUCAUAAUCAGCGUAGAGUUCAAUGAUGCAUACACUGUAUCGUUAGAAUGGUCGGGAACAGCCGCACCGAUACGAUGCUCAGGCACGCUUAUCGAGCCCAACGUUGUGCUGACGUUGGCGCAGUGUACGUCGCAUCAGGGUGCCCAACCGAGUCGUGUGGUGUUUGCCGAUUCUACCGCGAUGAAAAUUCGCGACGUCAUUGUACACCCAAACUUCACGGAGCAUGCACCGUACCACAAUAACAUAGCGGUGCUAAGGCUCGAAUCAUAUGCCUCGGCAGUGCCGGCCUGCGGAUGGUAUGAGGACUCUUUUCCCGUAAAUAACAUUAAGAUCCAAGGGUACAAUUAUAAUAGUCAAUCGAUUCUCGUAUCAUCCACCAUUACACCCCAAACUGACUGCAAUGCGGUGCGGAAAUAUUCUUCACCGUUUCCUCAAGGCAUUCAAGAUGAGCACAUAUGUUUUAAAAAUCCGCACUUUCUAAUACCGCACGUUUGCGAUUUAAAGUUAGGUGCUUCAAUUCAACCUAAACCCACAUCCAACUUUGUGUGGGGAUUAAAUAUGCUCGGACGCGACUGUGGGUACGGAGUGCCGGCCGUCGGUGUUCGGCUGAGUGCACAUAAAGCGUGGCUAGAGUCGGUGUUGCUACCGCGAUCGUCGCCGAGAAACGAAGGUUUGGUGUACAUUGAUUCUGAUUUAGAUGUGCAGGACGAAUGCAAGUAUGCAGAUGGAACAAAAGGAACGUGCACUCCGCAGCAAAAUUGUCCCGCUAUCCACGCACGACUGCAGAGUAAGGAACAGCUUCUGUUCUGUGGAAAUACGGCUGUAGUUUGCUGUCCCGAGAGAGCAACCAACCUGGAGACUAAGGUGAUAGAGGACGAGUUCAAUGAAUGUGAAGCGCGUUACAGACACCUCCGCACAGAGCGACAGACAAAUACAUCACACAUGGCGGAGAUAGGAUGGCAGGAAGCGGAGAGUGUUACGUACGACUGCUACGGAUACUUGAUCAGCACACGCGGCAUUGUAUCGUCCGCCUCAUGUCUACUGGGAAAAGCCAAGCUGCCCAAUAUCGUGCGAUUGGGAGGACUGGGAACCCGCGGCAGUUCGGAAAUAUUUCGUGUCGAGGAAUUCAUAUUCCAUCCAAAGUACAACAGAACCACUCAACAGCAUAAUAUCGCGAUAGUGAAGCUGGAAUCAGCCGUGGAACCGUCGGAACAUGUUUUCCCCGGCUGUCUGUGGCAGAAUGUCACCCAUUCGCCAGUUCUGCAGCAGGUGUAUGAUUACGAUUCCAACCAAUAUUAUUCUAUUCAUCCAAUGUACCAAAGUGACUGCGAGUCCGUGACCGGUGAUCUAAAUCUUCAGGAACCCGAAGCAACCUGCAUGAAUCCGGGGUGGAUAAAAUACUACCACAACUCCAUCCUGGACAUGGGAUACAGCUUGAAAAAAGAUGGCUCGGAUGACAUGAAAUCUGUUUGCUUUCAAAGUGGAAAUCCCAUAAUUUGGAGAAAUUUCACACAGAGCGAAGCGUACACCGAAUACUUGGUCCAUACGUACAACUAUGGUGAAUGCAAUGAGACGUCUGUGCGUAUCGUUGAGCGCGUGGCCAUGUACAUCGAUUGGUUUAAGCAAGCACUUCUGUAAGCAUUGAGCUGGGUGAGACUAUCAGGUUGUAACGAUUCUACUAACAAAUGAAUGGUGAAUGGUGAAAUGGUGAAUAAAUGAAAAAUGAACUAAUGAAAUGAAUUUCUACUAAUCGUACGCAUAAAUGUAUGUAUUGUGCAACGGAAAAUAAACUUCACACCAGCACGGUUUCGCGUUAAA
Messenger RNA from Anopheles stephensi (Asian malaria mosquito), 3135 nucleotides. RefSeq names its product transmembrane protease serine 9-like. Gene Ontology annotation, biological process: proteolysis. Bases 319 to 2955 code for a protein of 878 amino acids. NCBI's taxonomy places the organism in Eukaryota, Metazoa, Arthropoda, Insecta, Diptera, Culicidae. Gene Ontology annotation, molecular function: serine-type endopeptidase activity. The record is from RefSeq and is a predicted model, not a curated record. The transcript is spliced from 10 exons.